Molecule: messenger RNA, 2308 nt
Organism: Hipposideros armiger (great roundleaf bat)
Lineage: Eukaryota; Metazoa; Chordata; Mammalia; Chiroptera; Hipposideridae
Gene: TANGO2
Product: transport and golgi organization 2 homolog
Exons: 9
Coding region: 545-1375 (276 amino acids)
Biological process (GO): protein secretion; Golgi organization
Cellular component (GO): Golgi apparatus
Source: RefSeq, a predicted model, not a curated record
AGUUGCGUGGUGGGUGGGUCACGGCGUCGGUCAGUUAUGGAGCCCUGAGUCACGCUGCUACCUCCCUGCGUCCUGCUGCGGGUGCAGUGGGGUGACAGCUCAUGGCUGCCUUAGUAGGCAGCAAGUGCUGGGUCAUCCCUGUGUCUGGACACAGACUUCCUGGGGUGGCUCAGGUAGUCAGACCCUUCCUCCAGGGCAUCACGGGUGGGGGCUAGGCAGUGUUGUACCCAGCACAAGGCCUGGCUCCUUUGCUGGCCUUUGAGUCCCCUCCCUCCACCCCAGCACCUUCCGUGCUUCCUGGCUUCAUUCUGGGGCACAGCUAAAGGGAACCUUGGACCAGUCCCUGAGCCUCAGGUCCCUUUCCUCCAGCGGGUAUGUCACAUGCUCAGCACAGGCCUGGCCUGUUAUCUUGCUCUGGACCUGCUGACUACUGUUUUGUUGCUGCUCUUUGGACUGAGUCCUCUUCCUUGACGAAGUCUGGCAUGGUGGCAGCUAGCUAUAAGACUGUGUGACCUUGUGUGAACAAAGCCACCCUCGGGGACCCAUGUGCAUCAUCUUCUUUAAGUUUGAUCCUCGCCCUGUUUCCAAAAAUGCAUACAGGCUCAUCCUGGCAGCCAACAGAGAUGAAUUCUACCACAGACCAUCCAAGUUAGCAGACUUCUGGGGAAACAACAAUGAGAUCCUCAGCGGGCUGGACAUGGAGGAAGGCAGGGAAGGAGGCACGUGGCUGGGCAUCAGUACACGCGGGAAGCUGGCGGCCCUCACCAACUACCUGCAGCCACGGCUGGACCGGGAUGCCAGGGGCCGAGGUGAACUUGUGGCCCACUUUCUGACCACAGACGUGGACAGCUUGACCUACCUGAAGAAAGUCUCCGCAGAGGGCCACCUGUACAACGGCUUCAACCUCAUAGCAGCCGACCUAAGCACAGAGAAGGGAGAUGUCAUCUGCUACUAUGGAAACCGGGGGGAGCCGGAGCCUGUCGUCCUGGCACCAGGAACCUACGGGCUGAGCAAUGCGCUGCUGGAGACGCCCUGGAGGAAGCUGUGCUUUGGGAAACAGCUUUUCCUGGAGGCUGUGGAGCGGAGCCAGGCACUCCCUAAGGACGUCCUCAUCGCCCAGCUCCUGGAUGUGCUCAACAACGAGGAGGCGCAGUUGCCCGACCCGGCCAUCGAGGACCAGGGCAGGGAGUAUGUGCAGCCCAUUCUGAACAAAUAUGCAGCUGUGUGCGUGCGUUGCCCAGACUAUGGCACCAGAACCAAUACGAUCAUCCUCGUGGAUGCAGAUGGGCAUGUGACCUUCACAGAGCGCAGCAUGCUGGACAAGGACCCUUCCUGCUGGGAGACCAGCACCCAUGAGUUUAGGCUGCAGAGCUAAGUCCCACCCCUGGGAGUGGCCAGCGGUCUCCUAUAAGGCCCUGCCUUGAGGGAUGGAUGGGAACCUUCCACAGCACAUGCCCUGCCUAUGACUCAGCCAAUAUCCCCCAGGACCAGGGCCCUCUGAUUUGUGUGUGAUCUGCCUGUGUCCCUGUAUCCAACUCGUUGUCCACUCUUAUGCUAGUGGGAGUGACAGAAUCCCACAGCCAGGUCAGGGGUAGGGCCAGGUGUGCUGUGCAUGUGUGAAUGCACCUGGGUCUGCCCCCUGCCCGUGCAUAGAGACACACAUGCAGGCACAUGCUUAAAUACAUGCCUACAGGUGCACAGGCAUGCAUGUACACCCAUAGGGCACAGACACACGCAUAUACAUACACAUGCACAGGCAACAGAUGUGUGCACCCAUGCUGGAACUCACACACAUGUGCGUGUGCCAGACAGGCAGAGGUGUGCCUCACACACCUGCAUGCAAAUCUGGCCAGUGAGUCUUUGCUUUGAUCAAAACAACAGGAGUAGACCUUUGUUUCAAAGUGGCUCCUCCUCUUGUGGGUUCCUGACAACCAGACCUGUUCUUGGAAAGGAGACAAGCCACAUUUUGAAUAAGAAAUGAGGAAGACCUGAGAAAAACCUACUCUCAUAGCAGAAGCAGAGUCUGAUUGGUGGAUCAAGUGGUCCUGUGUGCGCUAGGGGGUCCUGUGUGCAUAGGGCUAGCCUGUGGGGGGUGAUCCUGCAUACACCAUGGGUUCCUCUGUGUGCUGGGCACCUUUGCAGCCUAUCAGGCCUGCCUGCCCACUGGGGGCCAUGGGUUCUGGGCAACCCCAUCUCAGCAAAGGGACACAGCCAGCCCCUGCCCUUCCCUUCUCCCUGGGGAGUCAGACUUCAUAGGAAUCUGUACUUGAAGUGAGAUAUUGAUAAUAAAACUCUGAGGCUGUGGUGA